AUGCCUCCAAUCCGUCUCGCGACGGCAUCCCCCGCUACGGCCGCGACAACCGCCGCGACCCUGCACCAAAUCUCCCUCCUAGCCGCCCGCGCCUCCACCCACGGCGCCGACCUCCUCCUCCUCCCGGAAGCCUACCUCGGCGCGGGCUACCCGCGCGGCGCCUCCUUCGGCUCCAAGAUCGGCUCCCGCGCCCCCGAGGGCCGCGACGAGUUCCUGGCCUACUUCAACGCCGCCGUCGACCUCGGCGACACCGUGGGCGACGCCGGCGCCGGGGCAGGCGACAAGUGGGUGAGGAGGGAGUUGCCCGCGCAGCAUGCCGCCGCCGAGGAGGGCAAGCCCAAGAGGGGCGACGGGUCGAGGGAGGAGCUGGAGAGGAUCGCCGCGCAGACGGGCGUCUUCCUCGUCGUCGGCUGCAUCGAGCGCGCCGGCGGCAGCCUGUACUGCGCCGUUGUCUACGUGUGCCCCAAGCUGGGCAUGCUCGGGAAGCGGCGCAAGGUGAUGCCCACCGCGACGGAGCGCCUCAUCUGGGCCCAGGGCUCGCCCGCGACCCUGCGCGCCGUCUCCACGACCAUCAAGGGCGUCCGCAUCAACCUCGCCGCCGCCAUCUGCUGGGAGAACUACAUGCCCCUCCUCCGCCAGGCCCUCUACUCGCAAAACAUCAACCUCUACCUCGCGCCCACGGCCGACGGCCGCGACACCUGGCUCCCGCUCAUGCGCACCGUCGCCUGCGAGGGCCGCUGCUUCGUCGUCUCGUCCAACAUGGCCGUCAGGCCGCCCUCGGCAAACGGGCAGCAGGCGAGCGGCAGCGGCGUCGAGGAGGACGGGGACCGGCCCGAUGCCGCCUGGGAGGACGACGAGGGCAUCAUCUACGCCGACGUCGACUUUGACGACUGCAUCCGCGGCCGCCUCGACAUCGACGUCGGCGGGAGCUACUCGCGCAACGACUCGUUCAAGUUCUCCGUCGACGGGCUGGAUCUGGACCCCCUGCCUUACUGA
Colletotrichum spaethianum is the source of this 996-nucleotide messenger RNA. Its product is annotated as nitrilase. The coding region runs from base 1 to 996 and encodes 331 amino acids. Lineage: Eukaryota; Fungi; Ascomycota; Sordariomycetes; Glomerellales; Glomerellaceae. The record is from RefSeq and is a predicted model, not a curated record. Gene Ontology annotation, molecular function: catalytic activity. The transcript has 3 exons.